This is a messenger RNA of Acaulospora colombiana, 1243 nucleotides long. NCBI's taxonomy places the organism in Eukaryota, Fungi, Glomeromycota, Glomeromycetes, Diversisporales, Acaulosporaceae. The record is from the annotation of a GenBank genome assembly.
CAAGAACAUGCCAUGGCUAUCCAGUCCUUGAACGAUUUGAUUCUACAGCGUAACGAAAUAUUGAAUCGGAAAGUGGACUCUAUCAUGGAUUUAGAUUUGACUCAUGAAGAAGCUCAGGAAUGGGCAUCAUUAUACGCACUCUUGGGUACCUGGGCUUUUGUAGCACGUUCUUCUAAUCCACAAGAUAUUAGGACCCUUUAUUUCGAUCCAGCAGUAGUAUUGUUGGACCCCCUCGAUCAGAUUCGACGACGAGGUGCCAAAACAGUUUACUACCAAUAUGCAGAUUUUGCGGACAAGCAACUUCGUCAGCUCGAGGGUUCUGACGAAUACAAAAGGAAAAAAGACUGGGUAGCAAGACUCCAGGGUGAACUUGAUGACCUCAAAGAAAACUACAAAACAGCGCGCUCGCAAGCAGAAAAAGAAGACAUUCGCCGACAGAAGGAAAGGACUCAAAAAUUAUUAGAUAUCGAUGAGAAAGGCUUGAACGACUCCGAGUCCUCACUGAAAUCCUUCCUACAACAAGCAAUCGCUAUGUAUGCACACUACAUGGAAGUAUCCCAUGAUCAAGACCAGGAAAUUGCUAUAAGAUUCUGUGGCUUAUGGUUCUCGAAAUUUGAAAGCGAAGUUGCAGCAGAAAGUAUCAGAAAUGCGCUCCAAAAGAUCUCAACCUACAAGCUACUUUUCCUUUCUCAUCAAUUAACCGCUCGAUUGGGAACUGGGUCAACGAAAGAUGGAGGAAGACGAAAUCAGCGAUAUAUUCAUCAAUUGGUUGAAGCUAUGUGUAUUCAGCAUCCGUAUCACUCGUUACUUCAGGUCCUCACAGCAAAAGGAUCCGAACGCCCCUUGUCAAAUAACGAGCAGCCGUCAUCUGAAGAUCUAUACCCAGAGAGAAGCGAAGAAGCCCAAAAAAUCGUUGAUAAUGUUCGAAGCGCCAGUCAUCAACAAAGUGGCAGUAACUAUGACCGUCCAAAGUUCUUUCUCAACACAAUGGAAGAAGCGUUCGAGGCUUUCAUCGAAUGGGCAAGGUUCCCCAUAAAGCAACUGGGAUACAAAAGCGGGAUGAUGAUCUCGAUUCCACGAAGUAUCGCCCUGUAUCAUUGGACUUGGGACGAGACAACAAAACGAGACAGACCGGAGCCACUUCCAAUACCAGUGGUGACGGCAGAUCUCCCUGUCGAAAUGGAUGGACAAUAUAACAGAAUACCAACUCUACAUUAUUAUUUACGCCAAUAUAAUGUCGCAG